AUGGCCACGUACCACAUCAUCCCAAUCGACAAGGGAUGGACUUUCAAGCAGGCAGAUAACGAUGAAUCAGAGUUUUUGCCUGUGGCUCAAUUCCCGACGAAUGUACAUCUAGAUCUAAUGGCAAAUAAGCUGCUCGAAGAUCCGUUCAUGGGAAAGAAUGAACUUGGCGCGCAGUGGGUUGGCGAGGCUGUAUGGGUUUAUAAGACCACAUUCGUAACGCCAUCCUUUGUGGAGGGUGGUGAGAGUCUGGCCCAAGCUGUUAUCUCUUUUGAGGGACUGGACACCUUCGCGACAGUGUUGUUGAAUGGACAGGAAAUCCUGAAGACAGAAAGCAUGUUUAUCUCAGAGAGAGUCGAUGUGACGAACCUGCUGCGGAACGGUAGCGACAACGGCAAUGAGAUUCAGAUCACAUUCGACAGUGCAUACCUGAAAGGGAAGAAACUCGUUGAUGAGCACCCGGAACACAAAUGGGGUUGCUGGAAUGGGGACCCAUCGAGAUUGGCGGUCCGGAAAGCACAAUAUCACUGGGGAUGGGAUUGGGGACCAAUGCUUAUGACAUGUGGUCCAUGGCGCCCUAUAAAUCUAGAAAUCUACACCAGUCGUGUCGCAGACCUGCAUUUCAGCACCAAGAUUGACCAGGCCCUUACUAUGGCUGAAGUUGUCGUAGGGGUUGAUGUGGAGGGUCCAGCUUCUCUAGUUAAGAUUUCCAUCUCACUUGACAAGAAGCUGGUGACCGAGGAGACAAUACCAGUGAGCAAUGGUCACGCCAAAACCAGCUUUCGGCUGAAUGAUCCUCAACUAUGGUAUCCGAUCAGAUACGGACAGCAACCUCUCUACACCGCUACAGCUACUCUUCUUGCAACAAGCACGGACAAUACCAAAACUCACACCAUCCACAGUGUCAGUAAGAAGUUCGGGGUGAGGAAAGUUGAGCUCAUUCAGAGACCACUACUUGAUCAACCAGGGACAACUUUCUUCUUUCAGGUCAACAAUAUCUCCAUCUGGUGCGGAGGGAGUGACUGGAUUCCGGCAGACAACUUCCUCCCCCGUAUUACGAGAGAAAAAUACUACGACUGGGUUAAACUGGUUGCCGAGGGUAAUCAAUUCAUGAUUCGCGUGUGGGGCGGUGGUAUUUACGAAGACCAAGCCUUUUACGAUGCGUGCGACGAGCUGGGAAUCUUGGUAUGGCAGGACUUUAUGUUCGGCUGUGGUAACUACCCAGCCUAUGCGGAGAUCCUGGAUCUGAUUCAGAGAGAGGCGGAGGACAAUGUGAAGCGCUUGCGUCACCACCCGUGCCUAGUUAUCUGGGCUGGAAACAAUGAAGACUACCAAUAUCAGGAAGACGAAAAGCUGACCUAUGACUACGAAAACAAGAACCCGGAUAGCUGGCUCCAGACGGAUUUCCCUGCUCGUUAUAUAUAUGAGAAGGUCCUUGCUGAUGUGUGCAGCUCUCUAAUCCCAGAAACUGCCUACCAUUACGGCUCACCCUGGGGUGGUGGAGUUGCCACUACAGACCGUACAGUGGGUGAUAUACAUCAAUGGAAUGUCUGGCAUGGCACCCAGGCCCGAUAUCAAGACUUUGACAAGUUGGUGGGGCGAUUUGUCUCGGAAUUCGGAAUGGAGGCGUUCCCCAAUAUCAAGACAAUUGAUUCGUUCUUACCGCUAGGCAAAGCUGAUCCAGAUCGCUAUCCACAGUCUUCCACCAUCGACUUUCAUAACAAAGCUGCGGGUCACGAGCGGCGAAUUGCGCUUUAUCUCGUCGAGAAUUUCCGGUAUGCCCCCGAGCCAAUCGAGCAGUUUAUCUACUGCACGCAGCUUAUGCAAGCCGAGUGUCUUGCUUCAGCGUAUCGCCUAUGGAAACGGCAGUGGAAAGGACCCGGUCGGGAAUACUGUGGUGGGGCUUUGGUGUGGCAGACUAAUGACUGCUGGCCAGUUACUAGCUGGGCUAUCGUUGACUUCUAUCUGCGGCCCAAGCAUGCGUACUUCACGAUCAAGCGUGAGAUGGCGCCGAUCAGCUCUGGCAUCAAGAGGACCGAGACAUACAUCCCGAGGGACAAAUAUACCAGCGCAUAUGUGACCAAGAAAACAACAAUUGAGAUUUGGGGUUCGAAUCUGACCUUAGAUGACACCGUCGUUAACGUUAUCGUUAAGGCAUGGGAUAUCAUUACAGGUCAAGAAACGUACAGUGUGACACUAAAGUCUGAGUUCGUGCUUGGGGCGAACCAGAGCACAGAGAUAGGUGAGAUGGAAGUUCCAGUUCUUCAUGAGGGUUAUGAGAACCGCACUGUUAUUGGAGUCUACUUUUUACAAGAAGGACGGCAAAUUGCACGGUAUAUCAACUGGCCUGAGCCACUUAAAUACGUACACUUACAGGCCCCGAAGCACCUGACUGCUGAGGUGUCCCAAGACGGAAAGUUAGUUGAGCUCUCCAGUGAAGUCCCGGUCAAGGGGGUGGUGGUGGAAUGUGAUGACGAGGAAGUGUCUUUCAGUGACAACAUGGUUGAUUUAGUUCCUGGAGAGAUCAUCCCGAUUCAAAUGAAGGGGGCUCACAAGGAAUGUCAGAUAAAUGUGCGAUACCUUGGGUUAGGAAUGAUCUAG
Molecule: messenger RNA, 2598 nt
Organism: Talaromyces proteolyticus
Lineage: Eukaryota; Fungi; Ascomycota; Eurotiomycetes; Eurotiales; Trichocomaceae
Product: putative beta-mannosidase B
Exons: 2
Coding region: 1-2598 (865 amino acids)
Biological process (GO): glycoprotein catabolic process; carbohydrate metabolic process
Molecular function (GO): beta-mannosidase activity
Source: RefSeq, a predicted model, not a curated record